GUGCGUGUGAGCGCGCGAGUGUGGACUCCCACACGCUGCCGUCUGCGCCUGGCCAGCGGCACCGUACCGAAGGCUCCCCCUCCCCGCUCGCCCCCAGAUUCCCUCCCUCCGCGCCGCUUUUGUCUGGAGGGUGUGAUGCGUGUGUGUGAGCGUGUGUGUUUUUGGAUUUCAGACUAAUUUUCUGGAGUUUCUGCCCCUGCUCUGCGUCAGCCCUCACGUCACUUCGCCAGCAGUAGCAGAGGCGGCGGCGGCGGCUCCCGAGCGGGUUGAGCUGGAGCCGCGCAGCUCUGCGCUCUCUCUCCCCGCGCUCGGUGGCCGGCGGCGGGAGGAGCUGGGAGGCAGCGCCGCGGGCGGGAGGCGCCGCAGGCCGGGUGAGCCGCGCAGACACUGGCCGCCGUCGCCUCGGGCCCUCGCUGUCGCCCGGCGGCGGCCGCAGCUGCUCCCCAGCCCUGAGGUGUGCACCGAUCCCUGUGACGGUUUAGUAAGGAGUCUGCGACCCAGAGUCCCGUGAGCGCCGCGGACCGGUGCCCGGCGUGCGGGGCCAUGCAGCCGCGGCCACGGUGUAGCUCGCAGCAGCGCCCCCUGUGAAGAGGCCCGCGAUGCCCCGGCCACUGUGAACCCCGCGGCCCGCGUGAAUACGCUCAGCCACGGACCGGCUCAGCCUUGGAUACGCCGCUGCACUCCGCACUAGGCGACCAGCACCGAGGAAUCCAGAGGGCGGAGGGCACGCGGAAGGCCUCCCCCAUCCGCGGGGGAAGCCGGCGUGGGCAGCGCAGGGACACGCACUCGGACUGGCACUGGCAGCUAGGGAUGUCGUCCUGGUCGAGGUGGCAUGGACCCGCCAUGGCGAGGCUCUGGGGUUUCUGCUGGCUGGUUGUGGGCUUCUGGAGGGUCGCUCUCGCCUGUCCCCCGUCCUGCAAGUGCAGUGCCUCUCGGAUUUGGUGCAAUGAGCCUUCCCCUGGUAUCGUUGCUUUUCCGAGAUUGGAGCCUAACAGUGCAGACCCCGAGAACAUCACUGAAAUUUUCAUCGCCAAUCAGAAAAGGUUGGAGAUCAUCAACGAAGAUGACGUUGAAGCUUACGUGGGACUGAGAAACUUGACAAUUGUGGAUUCUGGAUUAAAAUUUGUGGCUUAUAAAGCAUUUUUGAAAAACAGCAACCUGCAACACAUCAAUUUCACUCGAAACAAGCUGACGAGUUUGUCUCGGAAACAUUUCCGUCACCUUGACUUGUCUGAGCUGAUCCUGGUGGGCAAUCCGUUUACAUGCUCCUGUGACAUUAUGUGGAUCAAGACUCUCCAAGAGACCAAAUCCAGUCCAGAAACUCAGGAUUUGUACUGCCUAGACGAAAGCAGCAAGAACAUCCUCCUGGCAAACCUGCAGAUACCCAAUUGUGGUUUGCCGUCUGCUCGUCUGGCAGCACCCAACCUCACUGUGGAGGAAGGGAAAUCUGUCACUCUUUCGUGUAGUGUGGCAGGUGAUCCACUUCCUAACUUGUACUGGGAUGUUGGGAAUUUGGUUUCCAAACAUAUGAAUGAAACUAGCCACACACAGGGCUCCUUAAGGAUAACUAACAUUUCGUCUGAUGACAGUGGAAAGCAAAUCUCAUGUGUGGCAGAAAAUCUCGUUGGAGAAGACCAGGAUUCUGUCAACCUCACUGUGCAUUUUGCACCAACUAUCACAUUUCUCGAAUCUCCAACCUCAGACCACCACUGGUGCAUUCCAUUCACUGUGAAAGGCAACCCCAAGCCUGAGCUGCAGUGGUUCUAUAACGGGGCAAUAUUGAAUGAGUCCAAAUACAUCUGCACUAAAAUACAUGUUACCAAUCAUACGGAGUACCACGGCUGCCUCCAGCUGGAUAAUCCCACCCAUAUAAAUAAUGGGGACUACACUCUAAUGGCCAAGAAUGAGUACGGAAAGGAUGAGAGACAGAUUUCUGCUCACUUCAUGGGCCAACCUGAAGUUGGAGAAGAGACAAACCCAAGUUAUCCUGAAGACCUCUAUGAAGACUGGACCGCCACAACUGACAUUGGGGAUACUACGAACAAAAGCAAUUCUUCCACAGAUGUUGCUGACAAAACUGGGCGAGAGCAUCUCUCGGUCUAUGCUGUGGUGGUAAUUGCGUCUGUGGUGGGAUUUUGUCUUCUGGUAAUGCUGCUUCUGCUUAAACUGGCAAGACAUUCCAAGUUUGGCAUGAAAGAUUUCUCAUGGUUUGGAAUUGGGAAAGUAAAGUCAAGACAAGGUAUAGGCCCAGCUUCUGUUAUCAGCAAUGAUGAUGACUCAGCCAGCCCCCUCCAUCACAUCUCCAAUGGGAGUAAUACUCCAUCCUCUUCAGAGGGCGGCCCCGAUGCUGUCAUUAUUGGAAUGACCAAGAUUCCUGUUAUUGAAAAUCCCCAGUACUUUGGCAUCACCAACAGUCAGCUCAAGCCAGACACAUUUGUUCAGCACAUCAAGCGACAUAACAUUGUUCUGAAAAGGGAGCUAGGCGAAGGAGCCUUUGGAAAAGUUUUCCUAGCUGAAUGCUAUAACCUCUGUCCUGAGCAAGAUAAGAUCUUGGUAGCUGUGAAGACACUGAAGGAUGCCAGCGACAAUGCCCGCAAGGACUUCCACCGUGAGGCUGAGCUGCUGACCAAUCUCCAGCAUGAGCACAUUGUCAAGUUCUAUGGUGUCUGCGUGGAGGGUGACCCGCUCAUCAUGGUCUUCGAGUACAUGAAGCACGGGGACCUCAAUAAGUUCCUUAGGGCACACGGCCCGGAUGCAGUGCUGAUGGCUGAGGGCAACCCUCCCACUGAGCUGACACAGGCGCAGAUGCUGCACAUCGCCCAGCAGAUAGCUGCCGGAAUGGUCUACCUGGCAUCCCAGCACUUCGUGCACCGUGAUCUGGCCACCCGGAACUGCCUGGUUGGGGAGAACCUGCUGGUGAAAAUCGGUGAUUUCGGGAUGUCCCGGGAUGUGUACAGUACUGACUACUAUCGGGUUGGUGGCCACACGAUGCUGCCCAUUCGCUGGAUGCCUCCAGAGAGCAUCAUGUACAGGAAAUUCACCACAGAAAGUGACGUCUGGAGCCUUGGGGUCGUGUUGUGGGAGAUCUUCACCUAUGGCAAGCAGCCCUGGUACCAACUAUCAAACAAUGAGGUGAUUGAAUGCAUCACUCAGGGCCGAGUCCUGCAAAGGCCUCGCACAUGCCCCCAAGAGGUGUAUGAGCUGAUGCUGGGGUGCUGGCAGCGGGAGCCACACAUGAGGAAGAACAUCAAAGGCAUCCACACCCUCCUGCAGAACUUGGCCAAGGCAUCUCCGGUCUACCUGGAUAUCCUAGGCUAGGACCCUUGUCCCCAGAUCGAUCCUUUCCAACUCACUCCUCAGACUGGCCGACAGGAUGAACAUCUUUAACUGCCACUGGAUGUCAUGACCUUGCUGUCCUUCACUCUGGCAGUAUUAACAAGACACCGAGAUGCUUUCAGAGGGAAGCAGUGUGCACCUCUCCAUCCACAGACACAGUAUUAAUGUCCCUUGGCGGUAUCUUUUUCUCUCUUUCCAUCUCCUUUGGUUUGUUUCCUUUUUCCCAUUCUGUUUUUCCCCCGUUUUCCCUUCUUCAUGGUCCUUCCCCUCUUCUUGAUCAAUCUGGCUUCUGCGUUCCUAUUAACUGUGCAUAGACAAAGGCCUUAACAAACCUAAUUUGUUAUAUCAGCAGACACUCCAGUUUGCCCACCACAACUGACAAUGCCUUGAUGUAUUCCUGCCUUUGAUGUGGAUGAAAAAAAGGGAAAACAAAUAUCUGACUUAAACUUUGUCACUUCCGCUGUACAGACAUCGAGAGUUUCUAUGGAUUCACUUCUAUUUAUUUAUUAUUAUUACUCUUCUUAUUGUUUUUGGAUGGCUUUAGCCUGUGUAUGAAAAGGAAAACUUAUGUUCAAUCUGGGAAAACUUUAUUUAUGGGAGAUGGAAAACAAAGAGAGAGAAGAUUUCUUCUAGACCACAGUAUGGGAGAAACAAAGGCAAAAGCAGUGGAAUCAACUGUCAGCCCUACCUAGGAACACCCAGCAACCAUCAGCGAGGAGGAACGUGUUUGGCACCUUCCCCUGAGGACCAUCCUGAGGAGUAAAAGGAACACUGAACUCUGUGCCAUGGACAGAGUUUCCCAUCACAAACACUGGUGUGCAGUAGGAAAAAAAAGAUGAUUUCCAUGAGACACAAGACGGCACUUCAUAUACUCAGUCCGUGUGGUUGGUCAUAAUGAUAACACUGGCAUGUCCUUGAGCAUUAUCUACCGAGCUUUUGUUGAAAAGAAGUGGAUUCUUGUCCAGAGAUCAUUCUAGGGUCAGGUGGGGAUUCUGUGGACUUGAUAAAGACAGGACUUACAAUUUGGAGGCAAGUUUCUCUUACUUUGAACUUUUCAGACAGCAAUUCCCUUCAACCCCAACCCUCCACUCCUACCUGCCCUUCUAACUGUGCAAACAAAAUUGUGCAUGGUCUUUGUCAAUUAAUACCUUGUAUGCAGAAACUGCUGCUCCAGAUGUGUGCCCAAUAGGUAGAGCAGAUCCAUAAAAGGUCUAACUUACAUAAUUUAGUGGAGUUUUGGGCUCAUUAGCUGAAAACAACAUCUCUGCCUUGUGCAUUUGGUGAUGAUAGGUUUUACUUAAUCUGGACCCUGAAGCCUGGAUAUCUUCAGUAUGUCAAAGCCACAGACUGUGGGGCAGGCAGAAUCCAUCCCCAAAGAAUAGGAAUGCUCACUCGGGGACAUCACACGAGUUCAUGCUCAGUGUGCACAGGUCAACUCUCUUGCUCUGGGCUCUGGUUUGGAGAAGGGUUUCAUUCUAAUGUACUCCAUUGUCAACAUGCUGUUUUGUUUCUCUAUGCUCCAUUAAAAAGUUUAAAAAAUGGCAGAGUAUGCCAAUGGGAGACCAUGCCCAGACUGAGCGUGGAGCUGUACUUCUGGGCAAAGUCAUUGGUUUUUCAGAAAGAGAGUGUAAAUUUAAGAAGAAAUUCACAGUUAUUUGGGUAGUGGGUUAUACCAAGUCUGUUCCCCUGUUCCCCUCUGUGAGGGGAAGUUCGCUACAUGCAGCAUCUUUAUAACAUGAACUGGAUAGAAGAGAGUGAGCUUAGUUCACCUUAGGUCAUUUUAUUUAGUGUUUAUUUCUGAAGGUGCAAGAGCUCUAGAUUGGUUUUACUUGUGCCCAUUCAUUUCUGGAGCACUUUGUUCUCUAUUAUAGGCUUUGGAAGCCAGUUCCCAAAAAAACUGAAUGUGUAAAUUAACAGAGAACAAAAGGAAAUCCAGCAUCAGCUGUUCAAGCCAGGGGUUGGACGAGGCAAACAUUAUGGUCCUUUCAGUUCUGCACUGGUCCAGGAGAGAAGGGAGCUCUUUGUGAAAAUAAAGCCCUCCAGAAUACAUAUAAUAAUAUAAUGAAAGCCAUAUCUCCGUGAUAUACACGGACACAUAUAUAUCAUAUUAAGGACCCAUGGUACUGUUUAAAACACUAUGGAACUGUGAAGAAGUAAAGAAGGGGCAGAUUUGUACAGACUGUUCUAGAUUCCAUCAGUGAUGGCCUAAAAACUUACACAGAUUUGUCACUCUGUGUGUCUAACCAGCUGCUCUGGGAGAAAAAGCUGCAGGUUACUUAAGAGAGAGCAAAGGUGAUACUUUAAGAGGUCAAAUUUAUGGAGGGCUGUGCAGUUUUACAUGAAAGAUUUGUUAUGAGAAUAUGGGAGCAUUCCAUUCCAGUUUUGUAUUUUUCUCUGCAGGAAAAAAAAGAAAAAAAAAGAAUUUCCUUAUACUUUUUGACAAGUGUCUGAAGGUUUUAACACGAAAGAGUCUAUGCAAGUUCAAAGUUUUAUAAUGAUUUAUACUGCAUUAUUAUUAUUAUUAUUAUUAUUCUCUGUUGUCUCAGGAAUAUGUGCUGACUUCAGAGUUAUUUUGCAUUGAGACAGCAUCAGAUUGCUUUUAAAGUAGUCAAUGAGCCACAGGAUAUCUUAAAAUACUGUUGUUCCUCCAGUACUCUCUUUCUCAUGGUAUUUUAAUUUUCAGAAAUGCAACAUUCUUAUUUUAAAAUGGGUUGAUUCCCAAAUAUGGCUUGCCAUCAAGCGUGUUAAACCCAAACACACUCUGACAGUCACUCCAUUUCUAAAUUGUUUCAUAGUUUCUAAAGUCUCUUCACAUGCAUUCGCAAAUUAUUCAUAGUUUUCAUGGGUGAAGAAAUCAAGACUCGGAGAAGCUCACUGGCCAAACAUGGGCUUCAUCCAAGUACUCUGAUUUUAUAAGUUCAUGAUUCUGUCCACUAGAGAUGCUAAUAUACAAACGAGACAUUCAGGCAAGAAAGCAUGCUACAAUGUCCAAGAAAAGGGAUGUGACGUUAGAACAAAGGGAAACACGAUGGGUAUAAGCAGCUGAGAUGUAACAUGCGUGUUCGUGCCCACUUCUGCUGACUCGUGUACGCUGAAACAGUGUCAUAAUCUGCCUCAUUUAGAAAACACUUUGAACGCUGCUACCAAGGAUUCUACCAGAAUUCAUGCACGCGUGUUCAUGUCAGCUCUGCUUGUCGUGUUUUCAUGUAUUUAUAUAUAUAUGUUAUAAACACUUGAUUUAUACAUAUACAAAUGCACAUAUGUAGUGUGUUUGUGUGUUUAUGUAUAAAUAUAUAGGCACAUGGUAAUAGAACAAUUAUAAGUAGGGUGCAGUAUGAAUAAUUUGCUUAAAAUCUGCUAAAUAACCAAAACUUUUUAAUGUCACGUGGCAGUUAAUGUUUCCAUUCUCCACGUGAGGACUACAUUCAACCCUGUGCAGUCCUUCUUGGAUGGAAGAUGUAUUUAAAGUAGUAUACUUCCCGACACAAUAGACUGAAAGCCAUCCCUGUCCAUCAAGUCCUCCCUCUGGUCUUUGCAAAGGAAAAUGCAGACAAAUCGAUCUCCUAUGUGCAAGCCCAGGAAAGAAGAUGCCAAGUUUCAUCUGUUUGCAUAUUUGUAUCAUGUUCACUUUUUCCCAUUGUGACCCUUUUGCACCUGAAUUCAGAGACUGAGCAUUCUAGAUGUAGACUGGAAUUUUGUUGGGAAACCAGUGUCUUGAAGGCCAAUGGGCAGAAUGUCCAAGAUUCCACAGCAAGACUCCCUCGUCUAUGUGCCUAAUGAUUCCCUCUGUGUGGGGAACAUGAGCCAUGGUUUGGGUGUUCUCCCUUGUAAACGCUGGACAGCAGGAUCCCUGGUCAAGAGCAGAUUUUCCUUUAGCCUUUCCUGUUUCAAACAGGACUGACAGUGAUAACAGUCGCAUUAAGUUAUGUCUAAUAUUUUGAGUGGCAGCAUGAACACGUACACCCUCAUUGCCUUGCCUCCUCACUUUUUCUCACAAAUUUGAGAG
Messenger RNA from Nannospalax galili (Upper Galilee mountains blind mole rat), 7342 nucleotides. It is a transcript of the gene Ntrk2, whose product is annotated as neurotrophic receptor tyrosine kinase 2. The record is from RefSeq and is a predicted model, not a curated record. NCBI's taxonomy places the organism in Eukaryota, Metazoa, Chordata, Mammalia, Rodentia, Spalacidae. Gene Ontology annotation, cellular component: plasma membrane; axon; signaling receptor complex. The coding region runs from base 811 to 3318 and encodes 835 amino acids. Gene Ontology annotation, biological process: cellular response to brain-derived neurotrophic factor stimulus; cell surface receptor protein tyrosine kinase signaling pathway; protein phosphorylation. Gene Ontology annotation, molecular function: brain-derived neurotrophic factor binding; ATP binding; brain-derived neurotrophic factor receptor activity. The transcript is spliced from 19 exons.